Molecule: messenger RNA, 1375 nt
Organism: Musca vetustissima
Lineage: Eukaryota; Metazoa; Arthropoda; Insecta; Diptera; Muscidae
Product: cuticle protein-like
Exons: 2
Coding region: 71-1375 (434 amino acids)
Cellular component (GO): extracellular matrix
Source: RefSeq, a predicted model, not a curated record
AAAAAUUGAAAGCGUGUGUUUGAUUUAAUUAAAAUAAAGUGAAACUGCAAAAAAACAAUUAGAACAAAAAAUGGCAUACAAAUUCAUCACUCUUGUCGGUCUUUUGGCUUUGACCGGUUCCUGCAUGGCCGGUGUUGCCUACUCUCCUUUUGUCAGGACUUAUGCUGCCGCUCCAGCUGCUGUUGUUGCUGCCAAAUCGGUUGCUGUAGCUCCCGUUGCCGCUGCUGUUGUUAAAGCUGAAGAAGUUGACCCUCAUCCACAAUACGAUUUCUCUUAUGGUGUCCAUGAUUCCAUCAGUGGUGACAUUAAAUCUCAAGUGGAAAGCCGUGAUGGUGGUAAUGUAGCCGGUUCCUAUAGCGUUGUCGAUGCCGAUGGUUUCAAACGUACCGUUACCUACACUGCUGAUGAUGUCAACGGUUUCAAUGCUGUUGUGACCCGUGAACCCAUUGUAAAGGCUGUUGCUCCUGUUGUCCAUGCUGCUCCAGUUGUCAAGACUGUUGCUCCCGUGGUACAUGCCGCUCCCUUGGUACAUGCUGCUCCAGUUGUCAAGACCUACCAUGCCGCUGCCCCCGUUGUCCAUGCUGCUCCCGUGGUCAAGACUGUUGCCACUUAUGCUGCUGCCCCAGUUGUCCAUGCUGCCCCUGUAGUCAAGACCACCUUUGCUGCUGCUCCAGUUGUCCAUGCCGCCCCCGUUGUCAAGACCACCUACCAUGCCGCUGCUCCUCUUGUACAUGCUGCUCCAGUUGUCAAGACCUACCAUGCCGCUCCCGUCUUCAAGACCUAUGCUGCUGCUCCAGUUGUCAAGACUUACCACGCUGCCGCUCCUGUUGCUUUCUCCGGCCCCUUGUUCCGCUCUUCUCCCAUCUUCCAACAAUACCACCAAUUCCCCUUGCAACAACAACAAACCACUUUCUUCAGCUCUCCCGUCAAUGUAGAAGAACAAAAACCCCAAGAACAACAACCCGCUGAAGGUCAAGAACAACAGCAACAACAAGCCGAACAAGCCCCCGAACAAAUGGCCCAAGAACCCACUCCAGUUGAAUAUCCCGAACAAAUGAACGAACAAGAACAAUUCGCUCAACAACAAUUCGCUCAACAACAACAGAUGCAACAACAACAAUACCCCGGCUAUCCUCAAUACGAAAUGCCCCAACAACAAUUCGAAGCUGGUCAACAACAACCACAAGAAAACAACGAAGAUUCCGAAGUUGUUGAAGCCCGUGCUGCUCCCAUGGAACAAGAACAAGAAAAAAUGGAACAAGAAGCUAAAGCCGAACAAGCUGAAGAAACCAAAGCUGAAGCCAGCACCACCACUGCUGCUCCCGCUCCAGUCACUGAAGAACAAAAAGAAUCUGACGAAAAGAAAUCCGCUUAA